Molecule: messenger RNA, 1007 nt
Organism: Eruca vesicaria subsp. sativa (arugula)
Lineage: Eukaryota; Viridiplantae; Streptophyta; Magnoliopsida; Brassicales; Brassicaceae
Source: the annotation of a GenBank genome assembly
ACCCUUCAAACUCUCCCACUCAACUCUCUCUUGUCAACUCACCUGUCUCUUGCUCAUACUCUACGGUUCUUCACCUUCCCAUUUCGAUCUAAUCCUUCUUCUGUAACCAAUCUCAGGGAAAGAUGCAAGCUGCGAUUCGUUCGUUUGUGUCCGGUGGAAACGUGGUGAAAGCCUCUCUGCUGCAACAUCUCCGUGUGAUUAACCCGGCGGUUCAGCCUUGUGUUGUGUUUGGUUCACGCUCCGAGUCAACGCAGUCUUCUCGUAUGGAGGAGCAUGGAUUCGAGAGCACAACCAUCUCUGACGUUAUGAACGCAAAAGGCAAAAGUGCUGAUGGAUCUUGGCUUUGGUGUACUACUGAUGACUCUGUUUAUGACGCUGUUAAAUCCAUGACACAACACAAUGUUGGUGCCUUAGUGGUUGUGAAACCUGGUGAGCAACAGUCUCUUGCUGGUAUCAUUACAGAGAGAGAUUAUUUGCGGAAGAUCAUAGUGCAAGGGAGAUCAUCCAAAUCAACAAAAGUUGGAGACAUUAUGACUGAAGAGAAUAAGCUUAUUACCGUGACACCUGAGACUAAAGUCUUGCGGGCUAUGCAGCUAAUGACAGAUAACCGGAUUAGGCACAUUCCAGUGAUAAAAGACAAGGGUAUGGUGGGAAUGGUGUCUAUAGGAGAUGUGGUCCGUGCAGUGGUGACUGAGCAUCGUGAGGAGCUUAACCGCUUAAACGCGUUUAUCCAAGGAGGUUACUAGAAACUUUUAAGAAAAAAGAGUUAACCAUCCGUGUGUGGUCCCCUGCUUGAAGCUUUUAAGAGCGAUGUAUAUAUGGAGAGUCGUUCUUCUCUGAUGUUUGUUGAAUUGUUGUUGUUUUCAUUGGUUCACUUUGACAAGACUUGGUUCUUGUGCUACUCUGCAAGAGAAUAAAACCCAAAGACUCUUUCUCUUUAUGGACUACUAUGAUGGCUGUUUUCGAUUUUUCUAAUAAAUUGUGAUUUAACCUUUGUUAUGGAGUUU